Messenger RNA from Podarcis lilfordi (Lilford's wall lizard), 161 nucleotides. NCBI's taxonomy places the organism in Eukaryota, Metazoa, Chordata, Lepidosauria, Squamata, Lacertidae. The record is from the annotation of a GenBank genome assembly.
AUCUGCCUUCUAAUGUCAUAGCCCCCUCUACAGGCAAUGCACAAGAAGAAGACCCAGAGGACCAGACUCAUAGCAGCAGCAGCACCAGAGAUGAAGAGGAGCAGCUUUAUAUGCCUGCAUGGGAGCAGGAGGAGGAAGCUGAUGUGGUUCCAGGACCACAG